ACCUGCUCUCUCCUCUAGAUUGUGACCGAGCCACACAGCACCCAAAGCUCGCUCCGGGGGCUCUCCCUGGACCCCUCCAAGAUGGUGGAAAUCCCCUUCCAAGUUGAGUUUCCGGCACCCAAAAGUGAAUCGGUCCAGAAAUUCCAGGUUUACUACCUGGGGAGCGUUUCCGUGGCCAAGCCCGUGGGCAUGGAGGUCAUCAACAGCGCCCUGGAGGCGGCCCUGGCGUCUGGCAGCAAGGAGCAGUGGGCGCCCGCUCAGUUCAGCGUGGCACCAGCCACCCUCACCCUCGCCCACCAGCAGACUGACACUGUGCUGUGCGAGUGCCGCGUGCGCUUCCUCUCCUUCAUGGGCAUCGGGAAGGACGUCCGCUCCUUCGCCUUCAUCAUGGCGGCAGCGGCCGGCAGCUUCUCCUGCCACAUGAUUUGGUGUGAGCCCAACGCUGCGGGGCUGAGCGAAGCCGUCCAGGCCGCUUGCAUGCUUCGCUACCAGAAAUGCUUGGAUGCGCGACCCCAGUCCACCGGCAGCUCCUGCCUCCCAGCCCCUCCUGCUGACUCUGUGGCUCGCCGCGUGGGCUCCACGGUUAGGAAGGGCAUCCAGGCCCUGCUGGGGACCCUCCAACCCAAGCACCAGGGGUCCCAGACGCCGUGAGCUCCAGGCAGGAGAGAGAGGGACCUGCCUGCCCACCUGACCCCGGGCCCCUGCCAUCAGCCUCGCAGCGCUUGGCCUGCCCCGGUGCGCGGUGGGUGGGUGGGUGUUCUGCAUGAGUGCAAGAUGUCUGUUUAUGAGGGAAGCGUGGAUCUCCACAGAGGUGUGACCUUCAUGCCAGUGGGGGGAGGGAGGGAGGGAGGGAGGGAGGGAGGGAGGGGGCUUCUCUUUGGGCAGCCCUGCCACGGCUGCCAGACCUUUCCCCCACCGGCCUCUCCCCCCUCCCCGCCAGUAUGCCAGAGCCUGGAAUUAGCUGCAGCCGCUGCAGAGGACCUGGCUGGCACCUGGCCACACCCUGGGGAGGGGUCAGGGUCCCACAACUUCCCCCUUUGCCCAGGAGCAGAGGGGCUGGGGCUGGGGGGGGGGAGGAGCCCCUGCUGUUUGUCUUGUACUAACCCACAAAUAAACUCUGU
Pseudonaja textilis is the source of this 1121-nucleotide messenger RNA. NCBI's taxonomy places the organism in Eukaryota, Metazoa, Chordata, Lepidosauria, Squamata, Elapidae. The record is from RefSeq and is a predicted model, not a curated record.